Messenger RNA from Asparagus officinalis (garden asparagus), 564 nucleotides. RefSeq names its product glutaredoxin-C1-like. Bases 15 to 332 code for a protein of 105 amino acids. The transcript has a single exon. Lineage: Eukaryota; Viridiplantae; Streptophyta; Magnoliopsida; Asparagales; Asparagaceae. The record is from RefSeq and is a predicted model, not a curated record.
GGAAGGGAAAAAAAAUGGAGACUGUGAAGGAUUUAGCUUCUGAGAGUGCAGUAGUGAUCUUCAGCAAGAGCUCAUGUUGCAUGUGCCACACUAUAAAAAGACUUUUCUCUGACCUCGGUGUAAAAACCGUUGUUCAUGAGAUCGAUGAGGAGAUGGAUGGGAGGGAGAUAGAGAGGGCACUCAGCCGUCUCCUUGGGCGAAAUAGUAAUUCAUCGGUGCCUGCAGUUUUCAUUGGAGGUAGGCUUAUUGGGUCUACUGACAAGAUUAUGGCCCUUCAUUUAGGGGGUAGCCUUCUCCCCUUGCUCAGAGAUGCAGGUGCUAUCUGGCUCUAAUUAUGACAAAAACAUCAGAUAAUAUGAUGACGUUACUAUCGAAAUCAUAAUGAGCGGAUAAGGACUUGUAACAUAUGAGAGUUGCAAGCGUAUUGCAGAGAGUUAUACUAGAACUUGUGCUGCGAAUAAGAAAAUAAGGCUUUCAUCUUUCUUUCCUUUGUGUUUCUCUACUCUUAUGAUUUUCAGGAACUUAUAUAAUGAACUUGAUCAAUAAAUAUCCAAGUUGCGAAUU